GGGAGUUACUGUUAGACGGUAUAUGAAAAUAUCUUUGUAAGGCCUGGCAGACCUCUCCAGCAGCAGACUAUGAGCUGUCUUCAGGGGAAAAUGGCUCUGACGAUAAACAAAGCUGGAGGUGAAACUUCUGGAGAAGAAGGACCUCAGCACCACUUUGACUGCCCCCAAAUGAGGAUUGUCCUGCUGGGCAAAACAGGAGUGGGGAAAAGCGCAGUUGGCAACACCAUCCUGGGCAGGAAACAGUUUGAAUCUGCACUCAGAAGUGCUUCAGUCACCAGUCAGUGUCAAAAGGAAGAUGCCAUAGUAUGUGACAGACCCAUUGCUGUUAUCGAUACCCCAGGCCUGUUUGACACUGAGCAGCCCAACAACGAAAUCCAGAAAGAGAUAGUGAAAUGUAUCCAGGUCUCCUGCCCAGGGCCACAUGCUUUCCUGUUGGUGAUGCAGCUCAACAGAUUCACUAAUGAGGAGAAGAGGUGUGUUGAAGCUCUGCAGGAGAUCUUUGGCGAAGAAGCAAACAAAUUCAUGAUCAUCCUGUUCACCCGUGGAGAUGACCUACAAAACCAGACCAUUCAUGAAUUUAUCAGGCAUGCCAACCCACACCUGAAGGAGGUGAUCAAGAAAUGUGGGGGCAGAUACUAUGUCUUUAACAACAAGACAAUGUCUAAUAGGGACCAAGUGAAAGAACUGCUGGACAUGAUUGACAAGAUGAUGGCCCUGAAUGGAGACAACUUUUACACCCAGGAGAUGUACAAGGAGGCAGAGGCAAAGAUCAGAGAGAAGGAGGAGGAGAUCAAGGAAGCAGCCAUAGAGAAGAAAAGACUCCAUCGAGAAAAACUAGAGAAAGAGCGAUUAGAGAGAGCAGAAAAACUUGCAGUAGAGCUGAGAGAAGCACUGGACCAGGAGAUUGAAAAGAGGUUAUCUGUAAUCAGGAUGGAAUACGAGCAGGAGCUGAAGGAAGCUAGAAGAAAGGCAGAGGAGUCUGAUCUCAAAUUGAGUUUCUCACAAAAACUCAAGAUGAAAGUUUCAAAUGCUUUCAGGAUUGUAAAGAAAAAAAGUUACUGA
Molecule: messenger RNA, 1062 nt
Organism: Paramormyrops kingsleyae
Lineage: Eukaryota; Metazoa; Chordata; Actinopteri; Osteoglossiformes; Mormyridae
Product: GTPase IMAP family member 7-like
Molecular function (GO): GTP binding
Source: RefSeq, a predicted model, not a curated record